AGGAAGGAGCAGCGGACGGAACCCAGCCACAAAGAGGGGACGGGAAGCUGGAGGGGAGCCGCUGAGCAGCAAUGGAGGCGCAUAUGGCGGCAGCCCGCCCGCCGACGCACCACCACAGCCACGGCCACCAGCAGCAGCAGCAGCAGCAGAAGGCGGCCAACCUGGCGCGCACCUUCACCAAGCUGCUCCGCCGGAAGCGCUCCGACUCCGCCGCGGCGGCGAGGGCCGGGGCCGGGCCCAAGGAGGCGGAUGCGCCGGCCUCCGUCGCCGGGGACGACUACGACAGCUCCCUGGACGCCACCACCCCCACCACUGCGACGGCGCCCGCCAUGCCGUCGCUCAGCAAGCUCAAGCUCUCCGGGAACCUCGCCGCGGCCUACUCCCUCGACGCCUUCUUCAGGAACGCCGCAGAGAAGAAGGCCGCCGGGGCGCAGCAGCCGUCGCCGCCGGCCGCCGCGCCGGAUGCGGCCGCGGACUCCCUCCUCGCCAAUCUGUUCGCCGGCGUCUCGGCCGUCAAGGCGGCCUAUGCGCAGCUGCAGCUCGCGCAGUUCCCCUAUGAUGCGGAGGCCAUUCAGUCCGCGGACGCCGCCGUCGUCGCGGAGCUCACCAGGCUGUCCGACACCAAGCGCAGGUUCCUCAAGGACCCCGCCGGCGCGGCCAGGGACGCCGCGGCGGCGGGCAACACCGCCCUCUCCGCGCAUGCCGAGGAGCAGCGGCAUCUGCUCAAGACGUACCAGAUCACGGCGCGCAAGCUGGAGGCGGAGCUCCGGACGAAGGAUGCGGAGCUCGACCGCGCCAAGGGCUCCCUCGAUGCGGAGCUCCGGGCGGAGCGCGCCAUGGAGGUGCGCCUGCAUCCGGGCCGCACCCUCGCGUCGCUGGACGAGCUCCACGUCUCCGGCCUCAACCCCACCCACUUCCUCACCGCCCUGCGGCACGCCGUGAAGUCGAUCCGCUCCUUCUCCAAGUCAAUGCUCAGCUCGAUGCAGGCGGCCGGGUGGGAUCUGACCGCGGCGGCCGCCGCCGUCCACCCAGGCGUGCCGUUGCGACGGGCCGGGGACGCCAAGUUCGUCUUCGAAUCCUACGUCGCCAUGAAGAUGUUCGCCAAUUUCCACCGGAGGGACUUCAAUUUCAGCUUCCUGGACGAGCGGGAGUUCUACGAGCGCCGCCGCUUCUUCGAGGAGUUCACGGAGCUCAAGGCGGCGCCGGCCAGCGUCUUCCUCGACGUGCGGAACGGCCGGUGGAGCGGGUUCGGCAAGUUCCUGCGCGCCAAGUACCUGUCGCUGGUGCACGCGAGGAUGGAGACGGCCUUCUUCGGGCGGCAGGAGCAGCGCGGCAUCGUGAGCGCCGGGCCCGGGUUCCCGGAGAGCUCGUGGUUCGCCGAGUUCGCGGAGAUGGCGCGCCGCGUGUGGCUGCUGCAUUGCCUCUUCUACGCGUUCGACGGCGGCGAGGAGGAGGACGGCGCGUCCAUCUUCCAGGUCCGGACGGGCGCGCGGUUCGCGGAGGUGUACAUGGAGAGCGUCAACGAGGGGCGCACGGAGGACGCGUUCUGCACCGCCGCCGAGGACCGCACCGUCGGCUUCACCGUGGUACCGGGGUUUAGAGUCGGCCGGACGGUGAUCCAAUGCCGCGUGUACCUGGCGCGGCCGGGCCGGCGGCCGUGAACCGGUUGUAGCAACAAAUUAGAACCGUCCUGUUUGUAGCGUCCGGCGGACGACGACGACUGGGGAGGAAAAAUCCCAUUUUGGGGCGGCCGUCGAGGUCUCUCGCCGGCCGCCGGCUGGGGUGGUGAUGAAGAUCAUGGUGGUGGUGUGGGUUAUGUAUCUAUUAAGGGAUGUAGCGAUGUGAUCAUAAUAUAAGUGGCAAUUUCAGUUCGGACCCAUGAUCCAGUGUUCUUGC
Messenger RNA from Triticum dicoccoides, 1896 nucleotides. RefSeq lists its product as uncharacterized. Bases 72 to 1661 code for a protein of 529 amino acids. NCBI's taxonomy places the organism in Eukaryota, Viridiplantae, Streptophyta, Magnoliopsida, Poales, Poaceae. The transcript has a single exon. The record is from RefSeq and is a predicted model, not a curated record. Gene Ontology annotation, biological process: response to red or far red light; negative gravitropism.